This is a messenger RNA of Metarhizium album ARSEF 1941, 4257 nucleotides long. RefSeq names its product chromosome segregation protein. Gene Ontology annotation, biological process: mitotic spindle assembly checkpoint signaling; mitotic sister chromatid biorientation; protein localization to kinetochore. The record is from RefSeq and is a predicted model, not a curated record. The transcript is spliced from 3 exons. NCBI's taxonomy places the organism in Eukaryota, Fungi, Ascomycota, Sordariomycetes, Hypocreales, Clavicipitaceae. Bases 1 to 4257 code for a protein of 1418 amino acids.
AUGGCACCUCCAAAUGAGGUCACAGUGCCUUCGAUGCGGCGAGUUAGGAAAUCCGUCGGAGCCAACGCAGAAAUGAAACGCACUGUUGACAAAGAAAAUGCGACAGUUGACGUUGCCCGCACGCUGGCUGACGAUCGCAAGAAGUCAAGAAGCAAGAGUAUGGGCCCUGGGGGGCUCGAUGCGUUGAAACAUGCAACAGGGAACCGCCGCGCAUCUAUCGCUGCACCCGCAAAGCCGAGGUCGAUUCUUAAGCCAACUAUAUACUCCGUGCAGGAUAUUCCACCUCUAAAAAAUGAAAGCCGGCGCACGAGAAAUCCAAACGAGUCUCGAGACUCAACGAAGUCUUUGAUUUCCUCCAAUGAUGACAGCACAAGUGGCUCCAAGGUGGCGCUCAAAACCGAGGAGGAGCAGCAAGCCGCUGCGCGAGAACGAGAUGAAAGAGAGCGAAGAGACGCUCGGCGCAAGUCCUUGGCGAACAGGAGGGUAUCCUUUGCUGCCGAGGCUACGUUGCAUACUUUUCACGAAAUAGAAUAUAUGCAAGAUUCGACUACUUCUACAGACUCAUCGCGAAGAGCAUCAUCAUUCAGGGGAGCCGAAUCAUCAGGAGCAGUAAAAUCGCCUGAUGAUCAAAGGUCCAACAGAAGAAACUCGGAACUCCCACCUCUAAACUUCCAUAAUACCGACGAUGAUACCCUCACAUCAACCAUUUAUAGUUCCGACUCAGAGCCACCCGACGCCGUAGAAGAGAUUGAGGAAGACAGUGGCUCUAGCGGUGACUCAGAUGACGGAACAAUGAUGACAAUCGAGACAGAAGAAGUCACUGGGACCACUGUUGCGUCUGAGCGGUAUGGGUCUGACGACGAAUCGUCGACUCUUGAUCGCGCUCUGAGAAUGGCUGCACAGAGGGCCGGUACGCAACGACUUGAUGAUGACGAUAAUGACAAGCUGGAUGAUGAUGAAGAGGUCAUUCCAUCUUUUGGCUGGGUAAAGAAGAGUAAUGCCUCGACUUCUGCUCAGGGGGCAAGCGAUUUGAUGUCUCAGCAAGAGGAAGGGAUAGAAAUGGACGUGGACAUGGACAUGGACAUGACAGGCGCUGUGGGACGAAUCAUCAAGUCGCAAGAACCGGAAGAAUUUGAUAGCCAUGAAGGUCUAACUAUGGAUAUCACUCAGGCACUCGGGGGAAUCUUGUCGGAAGGAAAGGGCGAGCCAGUUGCCCAAGACGACGCCUCAACGGAGGCAGCAAUGGAAUUCACAACUGCAGUCGGUAGGAUUUACCAACCGCAGACUGUGUACCAAGAUGAGUCUGAUACGAACGAAGAUUUUUCAAUGGAGUUUACCGCAGCUAUGGGCGGUGUCCUCCCGUCAGCAAACCCAUCCAGUGCCAAUACUGGUCGACGACAUACUCUGAAUCGACAGGGGGAAGCCGGAAUGGAAGAUGCUACCAUGGAUAUGACCGUUGGAUAUGGCAAUAUCCUUCCCUGUAAUAUGCAUGAAGGCGACCAUACUGUUCAAGGAGACGAGACUAUGGGUAUGGAUAUAACGACUGCUCUUGGGGGGAUUAUUGCCAACGGUGAUGCCACCUCCCGAAGUCUCGAAAAGAGAGCAACGGAGGGAAAAGACGACAAGCCAAAUAGCCCAAAGCGAGGGAUCAUGGCAGUUAUCUCGCAAAAGACACCGACUCGGCGAAGUUCUCGAUUAUCUGGAAUGUCUCAAAAUGCGUCCCCGAGCACCAAGCUUGAAAGCCCUGGUUUGACUGCCUUCGGCGGGAAAGAAUUGCACCGAAGCACUGGGCCGCAAACACCAGACACGAUAUCAUCUCCGCUCAGGACGCCAACGCCAUCACCACCUAAACCCUCACCACCCAGAGCCCAAGCCGCAGCCGCUAGGGCUAUGGCACGUGGACCUAAAAGCAAGAGCCUAGGAUCCACGACGCCUCGAGGUAGGGGAGUUGCCCAGUUAGACCAGUGCCAGUCGCCAACCAAAUCUUUGACGCCAAGACACUCAUUGUUUCGAAAUGAUGGGAAAACUGGAGGAAGAACGCCAACUAUAGUGUUGACACCACAGACUCGUCGUUUGUCAGGAGUUGGAGCUGACAAAAGCGGACUUGGAUCACCGAAAGUGACCGCGUUACUUGAGAGACGUAGCUCCAUUAGCGACAGCGCUACAGAUUUUAUCCCGGGCAAGCGAGAGGGGGCAUUUGAGGAUCCUAAGACGAUGGAGGAAGAGAUUGAUAGGGAGCGUAAAGUCGAGGAAGAAAAGGAGAACCGACGAAAGAUACUUGAGCGUGAAGUCGAUGGGCCACAAGAGGACAGAGAAGCUACACUCAAUCUGAGAGAAAUGAUUGACAGCUUGAGCCCGAAACGAAAUGCCCUGAAAGGGAGGAAGAGUCUUCAUGUUGGAAGCGCCAAGGGUCUUCUGGGAAAGCGACCACUAGAACUAGACGAUGAUGAGGAUUCGGAAGAGGAUGACGGGGUGAAAAGGCUUAAGGGGCACAAUGCCAGUCCUGUCAAAAAUAUUAAGCUACAGCAACCGCCGUCUGUAGCUGAAACCACCGGAAGACUCACGAGAGCGCCUCGGAAGAGCCUUGAACCUCAAGGGGGUAACACAACGUGUUCUCUUUCCUCACCACUGAAGAAAGAUUCAGCCACGAUGCCACGACGACCAGGGCUUUUCCAAAAUCUAAGAGAGAGCCAAACUGUUCACGAAGUCAACUUUGACCAGUCUCAUGGUAUAGACACCGAAAUACUGAAGCCGGACGUUGACAAUGAGAGGAUACAUCUUCAAGACUUCUUGAACAUGACAUCAAUUCGCUUCAUGGAACUGACAACAACCAAGCGACGUCACACAGUUGCGCCCAAGAGACGCCAGGAUGGAUCAUCUGGCGAUGGAGAGGAUGACAUGUCGCUUGAGCGUUGCGUCGUUGCAGGUGCUUGUACUGUCCCUAUGCUGGAGCUAUACCAACACUCGUGCAGAGAACUCAAGAACUACAUAGCUGAAGGCAGACGCAUGGUGAAAGAGAUUGAGGAAGAGACUUUCGAGGUCAAUCCGCCAUUAUUUCACGAGUACAUGUGUGCCACGUCCGAUGUCAAAGCGCUUAUGGACAAUCAGUUCAAGAACGUCAAGACGCAUGCCAGACUGCUGAGCAAAGCAAUGUGGUACGAGUGGAGGAUGAAGCUUCAAGAGGGUCUGAAAGAGGGUCUCAUGACUAUCGCUCAAGGUAUGGACGCCGAUGAAAAGAUGAUCAAGGAAAGAGAGGACUUGUUAUCAGCAGUUUUGCCCGGUGUGUUGGAAAGAUACGAACGAUUAGAAGAAGAGAGCGGCAAUCUGGAUGAAGCAGCCAAGGAGCUUGCGGAUUGUGAUCCGGCUGAGCUGCAGGCUGCGAGAGAUGAGUUGACGGACUUGGAUGCGGAUAUUGACGCCAAGAAAAGACUGAUUGAAGAGUUCCGAGAGCAACUCGAGUCCUCUACAUCGGAGGUCGAAGACGUUGCUGCAAAGAAGCAGAAUCUCGUGACUAGGAUCCAACAGUCCGAAAAGGUUCGAGAAGCAUGUCGUGGCUGGACUGGCAGCGAGGUCGAAAACCUCAAAUCUCGCGUCGAUGCUCUUGAGAAAGAAUAUGGCUGGGGCGUAACUGGCCUGUCAGGUACAAAUCUUUCCAUGACUUAUAGACGAGAAAUCGAGGUUGUUUUCGACGUUGCCUCAUUUCAGCCGCAUCGAAAGAAUUCUCGAAUCGAUCUGUGGUAUAUCGGGGACAACAUGAACGGCCGCCUGCAAUCAAAGACGGCAGAAAAGGAAUUCUUCCUUCAGUGUAUUAGAGAUCACGUUCGCGCGCUGCCACAGAGUCGGACAAAGAUUUUGGAUCUGCUGAAUAUUGUUCGCAACGCCUGGGACAAGGCGCGCUUUUUGGCCUUGCAGCUUCAUACGGUGAACAUCACUUUCCCGACCUACGUGACCAAGACGUCUGAUUCGAGUGUUGCCGUAACGAGCUCAUUGCUGUUGACGCCACUUCGAACAAGAAUUGAGACGACCCUGCAUCUCCAUGGUCACAGCGCAACUAAGGGAGUUGAUGUCGAAAUCUCUGCGCAAGUCAAGGUUGUUUACGGCGAACACUUCAACGUGAAUAAGGUGGGGGAGUUCCUGUCGAGCAAGAUUGGCGAUAAGCUGGGGGACAAGGGGGAUGAUUGGAGCGAUGUGCUGGUUGAACUUCAGCAGAGAUUAAUCGCGAGAGGUAAAAAGCAAAUGUCUAGCGUGACGCAGUAA